GCUCUGCCUUCCCCUCCACCCCCACUACCGUAUAGCCUGGCCCAAUUUGAAUUCCCCUUGGACUUUGCGCUUGUCCCCCGACAGCCGCACGGAAAAUCGCACCAAGUUGCAUCGAGCACCUCAUCGCUGCUGCCGACCGACAUUACAUCAAACCAUCUACAGAUAACGCGCGCGGCACGACGCACAGCCAGCGGCGACACCGUUAACGACCAAAGCUUAGAUACGACGACGACAAACACCUCGUCGACAACGACAACGUCAACGUCAACAGAAUCCGAACUGGGACUCUAAACUUUCCGUACCUGUGGAGCUCCCCCCUACUCUCCCUGGUCCCCUCGGCUCGCGCCCAUUACAUCAACCCUCCGGCGAGCAGAAGCGAAAAGGCUCGGUCUGACCGAGGGCCUUGAUCACAACUCCCCCAUCUCAUCCCAUCGCACCCCCCCACACCCACAGCAAGCACCACAGCACACACCAUGGGCCUCCUCGCCCUCGGCACGCCGCUCGACUGGCCAGAGACCAAGCCGCUCGCCGAGCACAUUAGGAACCACGGCAUCACCCAGUUCCUCAACACCUGGAAGCGAUGGAAGGACCGUUCCGGCGAGGGCCUGCUCUGGGGCGAUGAGAUCGAGAUGUUCGUGACGUCGCUCGACGACAGCGUGCCCGCUGCAUACCUCUCCCUGCGCCAGAGCGAGAUCCUCGAGAAGCUCAAGAACGUGACCGAGGACCCCGAGCUGCAGAAGUUCAAGCCUGCCGGAUGCCGCAGCAUCCCCACGUUCCACCCAGAGUAUGGACGCUACAUGAUCGAGUCCACCCCCGGGUGCCCGUACACCGGCUCGCUCAAGGACCUGCUCACGGUCGAGAUCGACAUGCGCUUCCGUCGCAAGAUUGUGCGCUCGCACCUCCUCCCCAACGAGCUCCCCAUCACACUCACCUCGUGGCCCCGCCUCGGUGUUGAGAAUGCAGUCUUCACCGACCCGUCUACCAAGCCCGACCCCGAGCACAGUGCGAGCAAGAGCCAGUACGUUGGCCAGCUGAUUACCAACCCGCACGCACGUUUCCCUACCCUCACGGCCAACAUUCGGCAGCGGCGUGGUUCGCUUGUUGACAUUCGGGUUCCCCUGUAUGUUGACAAGAACACCGUCUUGCCCGACGGCGUCAAGGCGCCACUCUCAGGAGGCGUUCCGCCACCGGCAAAGCCCGAGCCUGGCACCCCCUACAUCCACAUGGACGCUAUGGGCUUCGGCAUGGGCUGCAGCUGCCUGCAGAUCACGUUCCAGGCGUUCAAUGUCCAGGAGGCACGGACCGUGUACGAUGCGCUCGUGCCCAUUGCCCCGAUCAUGCUUGCCCUCACAGCGGCGGCACCUGCCUUCCGCGGCCGUCUGGCCGAUGUCGACGCCCGAUGGAACGUCAUCGCGGCGUCGGUUGACGACAGGACCGAGGAGGAGCGCGGCCUCAAGCCCCUGAAGGAUGCUCCUUUCACCAUCCCCAAGUCGCGCUACGAUUCGGUCAGCCUGUACAUUGCCAAUGACGCCCGCAACAAGCCCGAGUACUCGGACGUCUACGCGCCCAUCAAUGAGAAGGUGCGCGAGAGACUUGUCGCCAACGGCCUCGACAACAAGAUUGCGUCGCACUUUGCCCACUUGUUCAUCCGUGACCCGCUGGUCCAGUUCUCCGAGACCAUCGACCAGGAUGACGAGAAGUCGAUGGACCACUUUGAGAACAUCCAGUCCACCAACUGGCAGACUGUGCGCUUCAAGCCUCCUCCCGUCGACUCGCCCAUUGGCUGGCGUGUCGAGUUCCGUUCGAUGGAGAUCCAGCCUACCGACUUUGAGAACGCCGCCUUGUCGAUCUUCAUCGUGCUGCUUAGCCGCGCCAUCAUCUCGUUCGACCUUAACUUUUACCAGCCCCUCUCCCAGGUUGACGAGAACAUGCAGCGCGCCCAGCAGCGCAACGCCGCGCGCGCCAACAAGUUCUGGUUCAGACGCCAGGUGUUCCCCGAGGAUGCGUCGAGCUACGACCUCGAGUCGCGUCCAGUGUCGCCUCCCAACGCUGUCACACCGCCUGAGGGCGAGGACCGCCCGCUGUCGCCGACAGCCGUGGUCAACCACGUGUCGCGCGGUCUUGCAGCCGCCAACGGACACGCCAAUGGCAAUGGCAACGGUCACGGCAGCAAGUCGCCUUUGCACACGCUCCGUAAAUCGGGAUCCGUCUCGUCGUGCACGUCGCUGCUCGAGGAGGAGGAGGCAUCCGUUGGCCCCGAGUUUGCGCAGAUGACGCUCGACGAGGUGAUCAACGGCCGUGGCGAGUUCCCGGGUCUCCUCGGCGUCGUCAAUGCCUACAUCAACUCGAUCAACGCCGACGUCCAGACCAAGUGCGAGAUCAGGCGAUACCUCGACCUGAUUAAGUUGCGUGCCAAGGGUGAGCUCGUCACGCCCGCGACGUACAUCCGCAACUUUAUCACGACGCACCCCGACUACAAGCACGACUCGAUCGUGUCGGACAAGAUCCAGUACGACCUGGUCAAGGCCGUUGACGAGGUUGAGCGCGGUGUCCGUGCUGCGCCCGAGCUGCUUGGCAAGGACUAUGUUGGAUCUGGAACUGGCGUUUUGAACGGCACGCACAGUCACGCCGCAUAGAAGAAAUAUCAAUGAGCCUCUUGGCGGCGCAGCACAUCAUCUAUGCGUCGUCGAGGUCUAGCUAUCAUGUCUCUCUCUCUCUCUUUUUUUGGCCCGCCGAUAGACGGCGUUGUACCGAUAAUAUGCACACUGGGAUAUAUA
This is a messenger RNA of Vanrija pseudolonga, 2777 nucleotides long. It is a transcript of the gene gcs-1, whose product is annotated as Glutamate--cysteine ligase. Gene Ontology annotation, molecular function: glutamate-cysteine ligase activity. The transcript has 5 exons. NCBI's taxonomy places the organism in Eukaryota, Fungi, Basidiomycota, Tremellomycetes, Trichosporonales, Trichosporonaceae. The record is from RefSeq and is a predicted model, not a curated record. Gene Ontology annotation, biological process: glutathione biosynthetic process. The coding region runs from base 474 to 2636 and encodes 720 amino acids. Gene Ontology annotation, cellular component: glutamate-cysteine ligase complex.